Danaus chrysippus (African queen) is the source of this 636-nucleotide messenger RNA. Lineage: Eukaryota; Metazoa; Arthropoda; Insecta; Lepidoptera; Nymphalidae. The record is from the annotation of a GenBank genome assembly.
AUGUGUCCGACUAUGGUCAAGAAGGAUCCUGCCGCUCCCGCUCCCGCUCCCGCUGCCGCUCCCGCUCCCGCUCCCGCUGCCGCUGCCGCUCCCGCUCCCGCUCCCGCUCCCGCUCCCGCUCCCGCUCCCGCUCCCGCUGCCGCUGCCGCUCCCGCUGCCGCUCCUGCUGCCGCUCACGCUGCCGCUCACGCUGCCGCUCCCGCUGCCGCUCCCGCUCCCGCUCCCGCUGCCGCUCCCGCUCCCGCUCCCGCUGCCGCUGCCGCUCCCGCUGCCGCUCCCGCUGCCGCUCCCGCUGCCGCUCCCGCUGCCGCUCCCGCUGCCGCUGCCGCUCCCGCUGCCGCUCCCGCUGCCGCUCCCGCUGCCGCUCCUGCUGCCGCUCACGCUGCCGCUCCCGCUGCCGCUCCCGCUCCCGCUCCCGCUGCCGCUGCCGCUCCCGCUGCCGCUCCCGCUGCCGCUCCCGCUGCCGCUCCCGCUGCCGCUCCCGCGGGCAGCGGAGCGGCGGCGGCGGCGGCACGGAAACGCAUACUAUUCUUCAAACUAGCGGGCAGCGGGCACCGCUGUAUUCGAGGAUGUUGUGAUAAUAAAAUCGAAGAAUGGAAAUCCAUUACUGACUAUAGGAGACUACAGAUACUAUAG